Messenger RNA from Dichomitus squalens LYAD-421 SS1, 165 nucleotides. RefSeq lists its product as uncharacterized. The record is from RefSeq and is a predicted model, not a curated record. The transcript has a single exon. Lineage: Eukaryota; Fungi; Basidiomycota; Agaricomycetes; Polyporales; Polyporaceae. The annotation marks the transcript as partial.
GGCGUUUUCGACGUCGAGUAUUUGUGGCGGAAUCAUCGGUCAUGGCUUGCUGACCCGGGUUACAUGCUACGCCCACGCUAUAGAUUGAACUGGGAGUUGGUUCGGCUUGGUACACAGAGAACCCGUCUUCAUUGUGAAUACGGACAAUCGCCACUGGUAGGUGAU